AUGCUCGCGCCUCGGCUGCUCUUGCUGCUGUCCUGCGCAGGACCGCUGCUUGUCACUGAGGGGGGCCUGUGGGGCCUGGAAGAGGGCCUGUGGGGCCUGGAGGGGGCCCUGCGGGGCCUGCGGGGCCUGGAGGGGGACCUGCGGGGUCUGCAGGGCCUGCGGGGGGCCAGACGGCUGAGCAGUCUGCACACUACCUCCUUCACCAGCCCAGGAUCCCAGGACCCAACGGACUCUCUACAGACAGCCCCUGGCAAGGGCCAGUGCUCCACCUGGGGAACCAGCCACUUCUCCACCUUUGAUGGCCGUGCGUACGAGUUCUCCGGAACAUGCAACUAUGUGCUGGCGGCCACCUGCAGGGAGGCCUCGCCCACCUUCAGUGUCCAGCUGCGGCGAGGGGCGCACGGAAGUGUCUCCCGCAUCAUUGUGGAGCUGGGGGCCACUGCCGUCACAGUGAGCAAGGGCUCCAUCUCUGUCAAGGACGUCGGCGUGGUCAGCCUGCCCUACACCCGCAAUGGACUCCAGAUCACACCGCAUGGCCACAGCGUGCAGCUGGUGGCCAAGCAGCUGGAGCUGGAGCUGGUGGUCACAUGGGGCCCAGACAGCCACCUCAUGGUCCUGGUGGAGAGGAAGUACAUGGGCCAGAUGUGCGGGCUGUGCGGGAACUUCGACGGGAAGGCCAACAACGAGUUUCUGAGUGAGGAUGGCAAACUCCUGGAACCCCACAAGUAUGCCAUACUCCAGAAACUGGAUGACCCCAAUGAGAUCUGCUCCCACGAAGCCAUCCCAAGAGUCUCCAUCCCACAGAACGCACAUGCCAGAAUCUGUGCCCAGCUGCUGGACCUGGUGUCCCCUGAGUGCAACGUGCCCAAGGAGCCACUGUUGCUGAGCUGCCAGGCAGACAUGGCUGAGUGCGACUGGCCAGGCCAGCGGAACUGCAGCUGUGCCACACUGUCCGAGUACUCCCGCCGGUGCCGCAUGGCGGGCCAGCCGGUCAACCGCUGGCGGAGUCCUGGCUUCUGCUCCCUGGGCCAGUGCCCAGCCAACCAGAUAUACCAAGAGUGUGGCACGCCCUGCAUCGGGACCUGCUCCAACCCACAGCACAGCUGCUCCAGCACCUGCACCUCCGGCUGCUUCUGCCCCGACGGUAUGGUGCUGAAUGAUCUCACCACAAGCCACACCUGCGUGCCCAUCAGCCAGUGCCCCUGCACACUCGGAGGGGCGCUCUACCAACCAGGACAGGCCACCAGGGCUGCCUGCCACACCUGCCAGUGUUCCAUGGGGCGCUGGGCAUGCACGGAGAAGCCUUGCCCUGGCCACUGCGCCCUGGAAGGCGGCUCCUUCGUCACCACGUUCGACGCCAGGCCCUACCGCUUCCACGGAACCUGCACCUACAUUCUUCUCCAGAGCCCCUGGCUUCCUGAUGAGGGAACUCUCAUGGCUGUGUACGACAAGUCGGGCUAUUCGCACUCAGAGACCUCCCUGGUGGCCGUCAUCUACCUGUCCAGGAAGGACAAAAUCAUGAUCUCUGAGGAUGAAACCAUCACAAACCAUGGAGACACCAAGUGGUUGCCAUACAAGACUCACAACAUCACCAUCUUCAGACAGACAUCCACCCACCUCCAGAUGGCCACCAGCUUUGGGCUAGAGCUGGUGAUCCAGAUGCAGCCGGUCUUCCAGUUGUACAUCACCGUCAGUCCCCAAUUCAGAGGCCAAACCAGAGGUCUCUGCGGCAACUUCAAUGGGGACACGACAGACGACUUCACCACCAGCGCGGGCCUGGACGAAGGCACUGCCUCUCUCUUUGUGGACUCCUGGCGAGCAGGGAACUGUCCGACCGCCCUGGAGCGCGAGACGGACCCCUGUUCCAUGAGCCAGCUCAACAAGGUGUGUGCGGAGACCCACUGCUCUGUGCUGCUGAGGAAGGGGAGCGUGUUCGAGAAGUGCCACACGGCGGUGAACCCCCAGCCCUUCUAUAAGAGGUGCGUGUACCAGGCUUGCAACUACGAGGAAACCUUUCCGCACAUCUGCGCCGCCCUGGGGGCCUACGCCCAGGCCUGCUCCUCCCGAGGGGCCCUGCUCUGGGGCUGGAGACACAGCGUGGACAACUGCACUGUCUCUUGCUCCGGGAACCGCACCUUCAGCUACAACAGCACGGCAUGUGACCGUACCUGCCUGUCUCUGUCCGACCGCACGGCAGAGUGCCACGCCAGCUCCGUGUCGGUGGACGGCUGUAACUGCCCCGAAGGCACCUACCUGAACCACAAGGCUGAGUGUGUCCGCAAGGCCCAGUGCCCCUGCCUGCUGGACGGCUCCAAGUUUGUCCUGGCUGACCAGUCUACCAUCAUCAAUGGGGCCACCUGCUACUGCACCAACGGACGGCUGAGCUGUCCACGGCAGCAGGAGAUGUUCUUGGCAUCCUGCAUGGCCCCCAAGACCUUCCAGUCCUGCAGCCAGUCCUCAGAGGACAAGUUUGGGGCAGCCUGUGCCCCCACGUGCCAGAUGCUGGCCACGGGCAGCACAUGUGUGCCAACCAAGUGCGAACCCGGCUGCGUCUGUGCCAAGGGUCUCUAUGAGAACCCCCAGGGGCAGUGUGUACCCCCGGAAGAGUGCCCGUGUGAAUACGCAGGGACCUCCUAUCCCGGGGGAGCCGAGCUCCACACGGACUGCAAGACCUGCACCUGCUCACAGGGGAAGUGGACCUGUCAGCAAAAUGCCCACUGCUCGGCCACCUGCGUCCUCUACGGCGAGGGUCACAUGAUCACUUUUGAUGGACAGCGAUUCGUGUUUGAUGGCAACUGCGAGUACAUCCUGACCACAGAUGGCUGUGGUGCCAACAGCUCGCAGCCCACCCUCAAGAUCCUGACAGAGAACGUCAUCUGUGGGAACUCAGGCGUCACCUGCUCUCGGGCCAUCAAGAUCUCCGUGGGCGGCCUGUCCAUCACCAUGGCAGACAGGAAUUUCUCGGUCAGCGGACGGGAGCCCGCCGUGCACUUCCAGGUGAAGCCCAGCAACCUGAACCUCAUUCUGGACCUGGGGGUGCCUGGGAGGUUCAACCUGACCCUCAUCUGGAACAAGCACAUGAGCGUCUCCAUCAAGAUGCAUCGCAUCUCCCAGGACCCGCUCUGCGGCUUGUGUGGCAACUACAACGGAAACAUGAAGGACGACUUUGAGACGCGCACCCAGUACGUGGCGCCCAGCGAGCUGGAGUUUGUGAACUCGUGGAAGGAGAACCCGCUGUGCGGGGACGCCAGCUUCGUGGUGGACCCUUGCAGCAUCAACACCUUCCGCCGCUCCUGGGCAGAACGCAAGUGCAGCAUCAUCAACAGCCAGAGCUUUGCUGCCUGCCACAGCAAGGUGUACCACCUGCCCUACUACGAGGCCUGUGUGCGGGACACGUGCGGGUGUGACACGGGGGGCGACUGCGAGUGUCUGUGCGACGCGGUGGCCGCCUACGCCAAGGCCUGCCUGGACAAGGGCAUGUGCGUGGACUGGAGGACCCCGAGCUUCUGCCCCAUCUACUGCGACUUCUACAACACGCACAAGCACGUCGGCAAUGAGUACCAGUACACACCGACGGCCAACUGCACGUGGCACUACCAGCCCUGCCUGUGCCCCGGCCGUCUGGAGAGCUUCCCGGACACCAACAUCGAAGGCUGCUAUAACUGCUCCCAGGACGAGUACUUCAACCACCAGGAGGGGAUCUGUGUGCCAUGCACGCUGCUGCCCACCACACCACCAACCACCACAGGCCCACGGCCCACGGAGGUCCUGCCCACCACCCCCGGGGUCAGCUCGGGCCCCCCAGCUCUGCCCACAGGCCCCGUGCAGACCGCAAGCCCGGCCACCACACCCUCGGCUCCACCCUCUUCCCCUUCCUCCCCGGAGGGAGGGACAACUGUGACCACACCCAGGAAAUCCACCGUGUCCUCUGGAGACUCAUCACACACCACCAUGGCGGUAUCUGCUCGGUCAACGUCGCCUGUGACCCCGACUGCCACGGCAAGCUCCACAGUCACGGGGCUCACGGUGACCCAGGCCACCUCCGAGCCCACGGCAUCCUCCCCUGGCCCAGCCACCACGUCCACAGCUCAGUACACAGCACGCACCACGGAGAGACCACCAACAUCAGCGGGGCCUGCCGUGUCUCCUAGCCACACCACCACGGCUCAGGAGCAAGGACCAAGCACAGGGACAGGGCACACCAGACCACCGCCGUCCGAUCAGAUCAUCCUCACCACCCAGCAGCACCGCACGGAGCCCACAACACCCCACGCCCAGGACACCACCACCCACGCCUGGUCCACCCUUACCUCCCACAACUCUCAGCCCUCAUCAGUCCUGGCUGCCUCCACCGAGGCCCCCACCACCGAGGCCCCCCAAGGAACGUCGCCACACGCUACCACCACCUCCCAAACACCGUCCGGCCCCCAAAACCCCUUGCCCUCUCUGCUCCCCAGCUCGUCCUCCGCCUCCACUCCCAGUUCACAUGCAGCCACCAUCACAACCAGUCCACACCUGGGCCCUUCAGCCUCUACCACCCAAACCACAGCGGUCCUGCCCAUUACCACAGUGAAGACCACAGGACCCACGCUCACAGCACAGACCCAGGCCUCCGGCACCACCGCCACCACCGGGUCCCACAGCUCACGCACCCCCAAGACCACCUCGGCCCACCUCCUCUCUGAGCCUUCCACACUGCAUCCCGCCACAUCCACGGAGAGCCCCACGACCAGAGCAACAGAGAGGCCACCAGCCAACACCAGCUCUGCCUCACCCAGCACACACUCCCCACCCACCAUGUCUGUCUCCACCACAGCACACUCCACAGGUCCCCCAACAGCAACUCCCCUGCAGACCACCAGCACCCUCUACACCCCUGCCACACCCCAGACCUCUCUGCUGCCAACAUCCUCCUCCUCCUCCACUAAGAUACCAACCUCCCACACCACCACAGGCCCAAGCAGCCCUCACCCACUCUCUACCACUUCUAUCCCGGGGACCACGGGCACCGUACUGCCAACCUCCACCACCCAGAACACAGCCCCAACACAGACCGCCAGCACCACAGCCUACAGCUCACCCAGCACAGACAGAACCUCAUCUUCCCUCACCUCCCACCCUCCCUCCACACCACACAAUCCGACUGCAUCCACAGACACCACGACCACAACCAACCACGCCAACACAGGAAGUACAACGCCAGUGACACGGACCACCACAGCGCACAGCUCACCCAGCACACACUCCCCACCCACCAUGUCUGUCUACAGCACAGCACACUCCACAGGUCCCCCAACAGCAACUCCCCUGCAGACCACCAGCACCCUCUACACCCCAUCCACACCCCAGACCUCUCUGCUGCCAACAUCCUCCUCCUCCUCCUCCACUAAGAUACCAACCUCCCACACCACCACAGGCCCAAGCAGCCCUCACCCACUCUCUACCACUUCUACCUCAGGGACCACGGGCACCAUACUGCCAACCUCCACCACCCAGAACACAGCCCCAACACAGACCGCCAGCACCACAGCCCACAGCUCACCCAGCACAGACAGAACCUCAUCUUCCCUCACCUACCACCCUCCCUCCACACCACACAAUCCGACUGCAUCCACAGACACCACGACCACAACCAACACAGGAAGUACAACGCCAAUGACACGGACCACCUUGGCCACAGCCAGCACAGCGCACAGCUCACCCAGCACACACUCACCACCCACCAUGUCUGUCUACACCACAGUACACUCCACAGGUCCCCCAACAGCAACUCCCCUGCAGACCACCAGCACCCUCUAUACCCCAUCCAUACCCCAGACCUCUCUGGUCCCAACAUCCUCCUCCUCCUCCUCCAGAACACCAAACUCCCAAACCACCACAUCCUCAAGCAGCCCUCACCCACUCCCUACCACUUCUACCUCAGGGACCACGGGCACCAUACUGCCAACCUCCACCACCCAGAACACAGAACCAACACAGACCUCCAGCACCACAGCCUACAGCUCACCCAGCACACACUCACUACCCACCAUGUCUGUCUACACCACAGUACACUCCACAGGUCCCCCAACAGCAACUCCCCUGCAGACCACCAGCACCCUCUACACCCCAUCCAUACCCCUGACCUCUCUGGUCCCAACAUCCUCCUCCUCCUCCUCCAGAACACCAAACUCCCACACCACCACAGCCCCAAGCAGCCCUCACCCACUCUCUACCACUUCUACCUCAGGGACCACAGGCACCAUACUGCCAACCUCCACCACCCAGAAAACAGCCCCAACACAGACCUACAGCACCACAGUCUACAGCUCACCCAGCACAGAUAGAACCUCAUCUUCCCUCACCUCCCAUCCUCCCUCCACACCACACAAUCCGACUGCAUCUGCAGACACCACAACCACAACCAACCAUGCCACCACAGGAAGUACAACGCCAGUGACACGGACCACCUUGGCCACAGCCAGCACAGCGCACAGCUCACCCAGCACACACUCACCACCCACCAUGUCUGUCUACACCACAGCACACUCCACAGGUCCCCCAACAGCAACUCCCCUGCAGACCACCAGCACCCUCUACACCCCUGCCACACCCCAGACGUCUCCGCUCCCAACAUCCUAUUCCUCUUCCUCCUCCACUAAGAUACCAACCUCCCACACCACCACAGGCCCAAGCAGCCCUCACCCACUCUCCACCACUUCUACCCCAGGAACCACGGGCACCAUACUGCCAACCUCCACCACCCAGAACACAGCCCCAACACAGACCUCCAGCACCACAGCCUACAGCUCACCCAGCACAGACAGAACCUCAUCUUCCCUCACCUCCCACCCUCCCUCCACACCACACAAUCCGACUGUAUCCACAGACACCACGACCACAACCAACACAGGAAGUACAACGCCAGUGACACGGACCACCUUGGCCACAGCCAGCACAGCGCACAGCUUACCCAGCACACACUCACCACCCACCAUGUCUGUCUACACCACAGUACACUCCACAGGUCCCCCAACAGCAACUCCCCUGCAGACCACCAGCACCCUCUACACCCCAUCCACACCCCAGACCUCUCUGCUCCCAACAUCCUCCUCCUCCUCCUCCAGAACACCAAACUCCCACACCACCACAUCCUCAAGCAGCCCUCACCCACUCUCUACCACUUCUAUCCCAGGGACCACGGGCACCAUACUGCCAACCUCCACCACCCAGAACACAGCCCCAACACAGACCUCCAGCACCACAGUCUACAGCUCACCCAGCACAGAUAGAACCUCAUCUUCCCUCACCUCCCACCCUCCCUCCACACCACACAAUCCGACUGCAUCUACAGACACCACGACCACAACCAACCACGCCAACACAGAAAGUACAACGCCAGUGACACGGACCACCACAGCGCACAGCUCACCCAGCACACACUCCCCACCCACCAUGUCUGUCUACACCACAGUACACUCCACAGGUCCCCCAACAGCAACUCCCCUGCAGACCACCAGCACCCUCUACACCCCAUCCACACCCCAGACCUCUCUGCUCCCAACAUCCUCCUCCUCCUCCACUAAGAUACCAACCUCCCACACCACCACAUCCUCAAGCAGCCCUCACCCACUCCCUACCACUUCUACCUCAGGGACCACGGGCACCAUACUGCCAACCUCCACCACCCAGAACACAGCCCCAACACAGACCUCCAGCACCACAGCCUACAGCUCACCCAGCACACACCCACCACCCACCAUAUCUGUCUCUACCACAGUACACUCCACAGGUCCCCCAACAGCAACUCCCCUGCAGACCACCAGCACCCCCUACACCCCUGCCACACCCCAGACCUCUCUGCUCCCAACAUCCUCUUCUUCCUCCACUAAGGUACCAACCUCCCACACCACCACAGCCCCAAGCAGCCCUCACCCACUCUCUACCACUUCUAUCCCGGGGACCACGGGCACCGUACUGCCAACCUCCACCACCCAGAACACAGCCCCAACAGAGACCUCCAGCACCACAGCCUACAGCUCACCCAGCACACACUCACCACCCACCAUGUCUGUCUCUACCACAGUACACUCCACAGGUCCCCCAACAGCAACUCCCCUGCAGACCACCAGCACCCUCUACACCCCAUCCAUACCCCUGACCUCUCUGCUCCCAACAUCCUAUUCCUCCUCCUCCAGAACACCAAACUCCCACACCACCACACCCUCAAGCAGCCCUCACCCACUCUCUACCACUUCUACCCCAGGGACCACUGGCACCGUACUGGCAACCUCCACCACCCAGAACACAGCCCCAACACAGACCGCCAGCACCACAGCCUACAGCUCACCCAGCACAGACAGAACCUCAUCUUCCCUCACCUCCCACCCUCCCUCCACACCACACAAUCCGACUGCAUCUGCAGACACCACUACCACAACCAACCAUGCCACCACAGGAAGUACAACGCCAGUGACGCGGACCACCUUGGCCACAGCCAGCACAGCGCACAGCUCACCCAGCACACACUCCCCACCCACCAUGUCUGUCUACACCACAGCACACUCCACAGGUCCCCCAACAGCAACUCCCCUGCAGACCACCAGCACCCUCUACACCCCAUCCACACCCCAGACCUCUCUGCUCCCAACAUCCUCCUCCUCCUCCUCCAGAACACCAAACUCCCACACCACCACAUCCUCAAGCAGCCCUCACCCACUCUCUACCACUUCUAUCCCAGGGACCACGGGCACCAUACUGCCAACCUCCACCACCCAGAACACAGCCCCAACACAGACCUCCAGCACCACAGUCUACAGCUCACCCAGCACAGAUAGAACCUCAUCUUCCCUCACCUCCCACCCUCCCUCCACACCACACAAUCCGACUGCAUCUACAGACACCACGACCACAACCAACCACGCCAACACAGAAAGUACAACGCCAGUGACACGGACCACCACAGCGCACAGCUCACCCAGCACACACUCCCCACCCACCAUAUCUGUCUCUACCACAGUACACUCCACAGGUCCCCCAACAGCAACUCCCCUGCAGACCACCAGCACCCUCUACACCCCAUCCACACCCCAGACCUCUCUGCUCCCAACAUCCUCCUCCGCCUCCACUAAGAUACCAACCUCCCACACCACCACAUCCUCAAGCAGCCCUCACCCACUCCCUACCACUUCUACCUCAGGGACCACGGGCACCAUACUGCCAACCUCCACCACCCAGAACACAGCCCCAACACAGACCUCCAGCACCACAGCCUAUAGCUCACCCAGCACACACCCACCACCCACCAUAUCUGUCUCUACCACAGUACACUCCACAGGUCCCCCAACAGCAACUCCCCUGCAGACCACCAGCACCCCCUACACCCCUGCCACACCCCAGACCUCUCUGCUCCCAACAUCCUCUUCUUCCUCCACUAAGGUACCAACCUCCCACACCACCACAGCCCCAAGCAGCCCUCACCCACUCUCUACCACUUCUAUCCCGGGGACCACGGGCACCGUACUGCCAACCUCCACCACCCAGAACACAGCCCCAACAGAGACCUCCAGCACCACAGCCUACAGCUCACCCAGCACACACUCACCACCCACCAUGUCUGUCUCUACCACAGUACACUCCACAGGUCCCCCAACAGCAACUCCCCUGCAGACCACCAGCACCCUCUACACCCCAUCCAUACCCCUGACCUCUCUGCUCCCAACAUCCUAUUCCUCCUCCUCCAGAACACCAAACUCCCACACCACCACACCCUCAAGCAGCCCUCACCCACUCUCUACCACUUCUACCCCAGGGACCACUGGCACCGUACUGGCAACCUCCACCACCCAGAACACAGCCCCAACACAGACCGCCAGCACCACAGCCUACAGCUCACCCAGCACAGACAGAACCUCAUCUUCCCUCACCUCCCACCCUCCCUCCACACCACACAAUCCGACUGCAUCUGCAGACACCACUACCACAACCAACCAUGCCACCACAGGAAGUACAACGCCAGUGACGCGGACCACCUUGGCCACAGCCAGCACAGCGCACAGCUCACCCAGCACACACUCACCACCCACCAUGUCUGUCUACACCACAGCACACUCCACAGGUCCCCCAACAGCAACUCCCCUGCAGACCACCAGCACCCUCUACACCCCAUCCACACCCCAGACCUCUCUGCUCCCAACAUCCUAUUCCUCUUCCUCCUCCACUAAGAUACCAACCUCCCACACCACCACAGGCCCAAGCAGCCCUCACCCACUCUCCACCACUUCUACCCCAGGAACCACGGGCACCAUACUGCCAACCUCCACCACCCAGAACACAGCCCCAACACAGACCUCCAGCACCACAGCCUACAGCUCACCCAGCACAGACAGAACCUCAUCUUCCCUCACCUCCCACCCUCCCUCCACACCACACAAUCCGACUGUAUCCACAGACACCACGACCACAACCAACACAGGAAGUACAACGCCAGUGACACGGACCACCUUGGCCACAGCCAGCAAAGCGCACAGCUUACCCAGCACACACUCACCACCCACCAUGUCUGUCUACACCACAGUACACUCCACAGGUCCCCCAACAGCAACUCCCCUGCAGACCACCAGCACCCUCUACACCCCAUCCACACCCCAGACCUCUCUGCUCCCAACAUCCUCCUCCUCCUCCUCCAGAACACCAAACUCCCACACCACCACAUCCUCAAGCAGCCCUCACCCACUCUCUACCACUUCUAUCCCAGGGACCACGGGCACCAUACUGCCAACCUCCACCACCCAGAACACAGCCCCAACACAGACCUCCAGCACCACAGUCUACAGCUCACCCAGCACAGAUAGAACCUCAUCUUCCCUCACCUCCCACCCUCCCUCCACACCACACAAUCCGACUGCAUCUACAGACACCACGACCACAACCAACCACGCCAACACAGGAAGUACAACGCCAGUGACACGGACCACCACAGCGCACAGCUCACCCAGCACACACUCCCCACCCACCAUGUCUGUCUACACCACAGCACACUCCACAGGUCCCCCAACAGCAACUCCCCUGCAGACCACCAGCACCCUCUACACCCCAUCCAUACCCCUGACCUCUCUGCUCCCAACAUCCUCCUCCUCCUCCUCCAGAACACCAAACUCCCACACCACCACACCUUCAAGGAGCCCUCACCCACUCUCUACCACUUCUACCCCAGGGACCACUGGCACCAUACUGCCAACCUCCACCACCCAGAACACAGCCCCAACACAGACCGCCAGCACCACAGCCUACAGCUCACCCAGCACAGACAGAACCUCAUCUUCCCUCACCUCCCACCCUCCCUCCACACCACACAAUCCGACUGCAUCUGCAGACACCACUACCACAACCAACCAUGCCACCACAGGAAGUACAACGCCAGUGACGCGGACCACCUUGGCCACAGCCAGCACAGCGCACAGCUCACCCAGCACACACUCCCCACCCACCAUGUCUGUCUACACCACAGUACACUCCACAGGUCCCCGAACAGCAACUCCCCUGCAGACCACCAGCACCCUCUACACCCCAUCCAUACCCCAGAUCUCUCUGCUCCCAACAUCCUAUUCCUCCUCCUCCUCCACUAAGAUACCAACCUCCCACACCACCACAGGCCCAAGCAGCCCUCACCCACUCUCCACCACUUCUACCCCAGGAACCACGGGCACCAUACUGCCAACCUCCACCACCCAGAACACAGCCCCAACACAGACCUCCAGCACCACAGCCUACAGCUCACCCAGCACAGACAGAACCUCAUCUUCCCUCACCUCCCACCCUCCCUCCACACCACACAAUCCGACUGCAUCCACAGACACCACGACCACAACCAACACAGGAAGUACAACGCCAGUGACACGGACCACCUCGGCCACAGCCAGCACAGCGCACAGCUCACCCAGCACACACUCCCCACCCACCAUGUCUGUCUACACCACAGUACACUCCACAGGUCCCCCAACAGCAACUCCCCUGCAGACCACCAGCACCCUCUACACCCCAUCCACACCCCAGACCUCUCUGCUCCCAACAUCCUCCUCCUCCUCCACUAAGAUACCAACCUCCCACACCACCACAUCCUCAAGCAGCCCUCACCCACUCCCUACCACUUCUACCUCAGGGACCACGGGCACCAUACUGCCAACCUCCACCACCCAGAACACAGCCCCAACACAGACCUCCAGCACCACAGCCUACAGCUCACCCAGCACAGACAGAACUUCAUCUUCCCUCACCUCCCACCCUCCCUCCACACCACACAAUCCGACUGCAUCCACAGACACCACGACCACAACCAACCACGCCAACACAGAAAGUACAACGCCAGUGACAAGGACCACCUCGGCCACAGCCAGCACAGCGCACAGCUCACCCAGCACACACUCCCCACCCACCAUGUCUGUCUACACCACAGUACACUCCACAGGUCCCCCAACAGCAACUCCCCUGCAGACCACCAGCACCCUCUACACCCCAUCCACACCCCAGACCUCUCUGCUCCCAACAUCCUCCUCCUCCUCCACUAAGAUACCAACCUCCCACACCACCACAUCCUCAAGCAGCCCUCACCCACUCCCUACCACUUCUACCUCAGGGACCACGGGCACCAUACUGCCAACCUCCACCACCCAGAACACAGCCCCAACACAGACCUCCAGCACUACAGCCUACAGCUCACCCAGCACAGACAGAACCUCAUCUUCCCUCACCUCCCACCCUCCCUCCACACCACACAAUCCGACUGCAUCCACAGACACCACGACCACAACCAACCACGCCAACACAGAAAGUACAAUGCCAGUGACAAGGACCACCUCGGCCACAGCCAGCACAGCGCACAGCUCACCCAGCACACACUCACCACCCACCAUGUCUGUCUACACCACAGCACACUCCACAGGUCCCCCAACAGCAACUCCCCUGCAGACCACCAGCACCCUCUACACCCCAUCCACACCCCAGACCUCUUUGCUGCCAACAUCCUCCUCCUCUUCCUCGUUCUCCUCCGGGGCUCCAAGCUCCCACAGGACUCUCACCCCCAUUGUUUCCCAGGUGGUCUCCAGCACCUCUACGUCAGGGCCCACUGGCACCCUCCUUCCAGCCAGCCCCGUGUCGGGCACAGGGCCGGCACCCACAACUCCACCUCUGACUCCCAGCACGGCGGCUCCCUCCGCGCCCCACAGCUCACUCAGCACAGACAGAACUUCUAUGCCCACCCGGGGCCCGCUGUCUUCUCCUGGCAGCCCUGCGCUCAGCCCUCCACCCUCUUCCCUGACUACUCUGCACCCACUCCCGAGCCUGGCCCCCUCUCCUCCUCCCGCGAGCUUUCCUCCUUCCUCCACGGUUUGGCCCAGGACAUCGCCCUCUCUUCCCACCCCUGCCAUCUCGACCACGCUCCUUGCUUCCUCCACCGCCCCGCCCGCUUCUUCCCCCCCUCCCUCCCUCCCGUCCACUUCUCGGUACACCCCCACCCCCUCCUCCGUGCCCCCUUCCUCUGUUCCCCGGCCCACCACGCUGCCGCCCUCUUCCUCUCCUACAGCAGCCUCUACUGUGCUCAACACCCCGCUCUUGCCUUUGGCCUCUUCUCCUUCCCCCCCUCAGCUGCACCCCUCGCCCACCACGCACGUGCUUCCCGCCUCCACUCCCAGCUUGCUCCCUAGUGACCUCUCUUACCACCCACACCCCCUCCGCGGGCCCCCUGCCGUCCACCUUGUCCACGACGACCUACCCGGGCGCCACAGUCACCAUCCUGACGAGCAGGCCUCCUGGGGCCACCCACCUGCCUACCUCUAUGUUCCCGGCCGCCUCACGCCCUCCCGCUGGAAGCCCUUCCGCGUCUACCCCGCAGCCUCCAGCCCCUACCAGCCCCUGGGGCUCCUCAGCCGUGACCUCUCCACCCAGGCCAUCUGGCCUGUCUGCAUCUCACUGGAGCAUCUGUCCUUCUCCAAAGCAGCCCUCUCUCCGUGCAAGCAGGCCCUUGCAUGGUAUUCCCCGCACCCAUGCCCCGUCGUCUUGGCCUUCCUUCUGGCUGACACCUACAGCGGCCUCCACCCCACCCCCGACUGUAGAGCCACAGAGGACAGCCCCAGAAGGCACCUCCUCCUGGCCUCCUACGGGCAGCACGUGUCCACGCUGAUGCACGUGUGGCAGCUGGUCACUGAGCCAGGGCCCUGUGGCCUGUUGGAGCAGGAGCGGCAGAUCACCUACCAGGGGUGCGAGGUGAAUGUGACCCUGACUCACUGCGAGGGCCUGUGCUCCUCUUCGGUCAGCUUCAACACCGACACGCUGCAGGUGGGCACCCACUGCAGCUGCUGCGACCCGCUCGGCACCUAUGAGCAGCAGGUCCUGCUGCCCUGCCCAGACCCCAGCGCACCAGGCCGGCAGCUCACACUCACCCUACAGCUGUUCAGCGGCUCACAAGCCUUGGCAGUUGGGCAUCAGACUCUGCGGCCAGACCACGGACUCCACGGGACACAAGGACCAGUACACGAGGUUGUCUGUUCUGAAACCAACACAAAGGCUGUGCGCGUGGGGCUGCCAGGGACCCCCGGAGCUGUCACGAGAGGCUGCGGCCUGAGGCUGGCUGAAGGACCUUAUGUGCAGCUGACUGGUGCCCCUGUGAACUAG
This is a messenger RNA of Dipodomys spectabilis (banner-tailed kangaroo rat), 14646 nucleotides long. It is a transcript of the gene Muc6, whose product is annotated as mucin 6, oligomeric mucus/gel-forming. The record is from RefSeq and is a predicted model, not a curated record. The transcript is spliced from 38 exons. Gene Ontology annotation, cellular component: extracellular matrix. Gene Ontology annotation, molecular function: protein binding. NCBI's taxonomy places the organism in Eukaryota, Metazoa, Chordata, Mammalia, Rodentia, Heteromyidae. Bases 1 to 14646 code for a protein of 4881 amino acids.